Microplitis mediator is the source of this 475-nucleotide messenger RNA. RefSeq lists its product as uncharacterized. The transcript is spliced from 3 exons. The record is from RefSeq and is a predicted model, not a curated record. The annotation marks the transcript as partial. NCBI's taxonomy places the organism in Eukaryota, Metazoa, Arthropoda, Insecta, Hymenoptera, Braconidae.
AAAUUUAAAUUUUUGUUUGUAGACUCGAAUAAAUAUAAUUCAGGUCAGGGCAAUAGUCAGACACCAGCAAAUGAUUUUUAUAAUAAUCAAAAUUAUUUCCAAGACAUAUUUAUGGAGCAUUCAAAGCCGCUGGAAUUAGAAUUCGGUCAUGUGUUUGAGACUCCUAGUAAGUGGGAGCAGAGAUUUGAAAAAAAUGACAUUGAAAAUAAAAGAUUUCAAGGCAAAGUACGAUGGGGCAAUAAUGAGGGCAGUUAUGGCGAACAUUAUUGGGAUCUCAAUCACAGAAAAUAAUAAGAUGUGUCAUUGCUUAAUGACGUCAGCUUUUAUGUCAAUUUAUAUGACCAAAUAAAGCGUUAGAUUGUAAUAGCACUGGUAGUUUAGUGGUAGAAUACUCGACUACAUCUAAUGUGAGUGACCCAGGUUCGAUUCCUGGCCGGUGCAAAGUUAUUUUUUUCUUAUUAAUUAAAUUCUGUUG